Neodiprion fabricii is the source of this 1180-nucleotide messenger RNA. RefSeq lists its product as uncharacterized. The transcript is spliced from 3 exons. Lineage: Eukaryota; Metazoa; Arthropoda; Insecta; Hymenoptera; Diprionidae. Bases 1 to 699 code for a protein of 232 amino acids. The record is from RefSeq and is a predicted model, not a curated record.
AUGUCGUCGCCUUCAUUAAAUGAAUCGAGCCCUAAAAAUCUCGAAAAUUCAACGACGGAUAAUGAAAGCGAGCAAGUCAGUACAGGUAGGUAUAAUAGUUCUAUACAACGUAUCUCAUAUACGAGGUAUAAAUUCUCAGCAGGAUCAAUACAGCAACGCAGUAUUUAUGAAAAUGAUUGCGACUCUACUAUUCAAUCGGAGAGAACGAUAGUGUCGCUGUUAUCAUCAAAUGUUGACAGUGUUAAUGAAAAAAUGAAUCCGGCUGUAGCCUCAGAAGAUGCAAUAACUUCAACCAAACAAUUGCAGACUGCAUUUCAUUCAUUCACAUCUCACAUACUCUCGAAUUAUGACCAAAACGUUAGCACUGCUUCCAGUAAAAUUGUAGAAACCCCGUUGGAAGCGGAUUUGCACCUGUCAUUGGCAGAAGAGCAGGAUGCUGAUACCGUCGUCCACGGGAUUAAGAACCUAAGUAGUGCAAAAGGGCUCGCGGCUAAUAGGGACCCUAUAGAAAACUUAGUGUUGGCUACUCUGGCUUUUAAAGAAACAUCAUUUAAUCAAUGCGAUUUGCUUAGAGCCCAAACUAGUGCAAUUAAUAGACUUGCUACAGCGAUUGAAGAUCAAAACAUAAUGAUGAAUCGGUUUCAUACAUUUGCUUGUAAAGCAAGUAAUAAUAAUUUGCUGGAUAAGAAUAAUAGUUAAUUAGUCUUUUGAGUAAGGAUGAAAAUUAGUUCGGGUUUCGAUUUGAGAAUAUUCUAUAUACACAUAUAACGAGAAAUUAAACAAUUUUUUGUUGAGCGUAUGAAAGUUUAUUGAUUAAUAUUAACAUUGAUAUAAAAAAAGUCGUAAAUAAUUAACAAAACUGAUUAGAGAGUAUAAAAUGAGAUCAGUGGUAAUUAUCAGUGUUCGGGACAUACAUCACCUACAAUUGACAAUCAAAGAAAUUAGUAUGCUUGAAGAUGUGUCCAAAACAUAUAAGACAAGACAAAUAAAUUUCCAAAAUAAAAAAAUUUGACAUUUACCAAUCGUUAUACAAUAUUCCAUAAUUAAUUCAAACUAAUCAGACCAGGUUCGAUUGAUUCCUCAGUUCCACUGUCAGUUCGUCUUGUAUAAUUAUAGUACGUCACAUGGAACAAUAAAAGCUCUACCGAAUAAAUAGAUAACAGCUGCAUAAGUCUCAAAC